Molecule: messenger RNA, 1673 nt
Organism: Chenopodium quinoa (quinoa)
Lineage: Eukaryota; Viridiplantae; Streptophyta; Magnoliopsida; Caryophyllales; Amaranthaceae
Product: probable cinnamyl alcohol dehydrogenase 1
Exons: 7
Coding region: 308-1375 (355 amino acids)
Molecular function (GO): zinc ion binding; oxidoreductase activity, acting on the CH-OH group of donors, NAD or NADP as acceptor
Source: RefSeq, a predicted model, not a curated record
UAAUUUUAGAUCUAGCCAAUCCCAAUGAAGUAUCUAGUUCAUCGUUGAUAUUUCUCGUAACUCGUAAGAGCUGAGCGCAUCAAAUCAAAUCCAGAAGAGUUGAAAAGUCUUUCUAUUGACGAACAGAGUAAGCGACUGAAGCACAACAAAAUUGAACCAUUGACGCCAUUGAUGAUUAAUAGAAUGCUCUUUCUCACCAACCCCAUCUCUAUAAUUAUCAAGAAUUAAUCAAUUCAUUUCAUAAUUAUAUAAAUUUCUUUAACUUCUCACUUCACUCAACCCCACUAAAAUUCAGAAUCAGCUGAGUAUGGCUUCUGAGACUGCACACGCGAAUUGCCUAGGAUGGGCAGCUAGAGAUCCAUCAGGGGUUCUAUCGCCUUAUGAAUUCAAUCGCAGGGCUGUUGCACCGGAUGAUGUGUCAAUUAAAAUUACACACUGUGGAGUGUGUUAUGCAGAUGUGGUUUGGACAAAGAACCUUCAUAGAGACUCCAAAUAUCCUGUGGUGCCUGGCCAUGAGAUAGUUGGAAUAGUGAAAGAGGUUGGGCCGAAGGUUGAUCGUUUCAAAGUUGGGGAUCAUGUUGGAGUGGGAACUUAUGUCAACUCAUGUCGAGAUUGUGAGUAUUGUAAUGAGGGGAUGGAGGUGAAUUGUGUGAAAGGUUCAGUCUUCACAUUUAAUGGAGUAGAUGCAGAUGGUACAGUGACAAAAGGAGGUUACUCUAGCUCUAUUGUUGUUCAUGAAAGAUACUGCUAUCGGAUUCCUGACAAUCUUCCCUCGCACUUAGCAGCACCACUAUUAUGCGCUGGAAUUACUGUUUAUUCUCCCAUGAUUCGCCAUAAUAUGAACCAACCUGGUAAAAGUCUUGGGGUGGUUGGGCUAGGUGGUCUUGGACAUAUGGCCGUUAAGUUUGGUAAGGCUUUUGGACUGAAAGUUACUGUUUUUAGCACCAGUAUAUCAAAGAAAGAGGAGGCCUUGAGUGUACUCGGGGCAGACAAUUUUGUUAUUUCAUCUGAUGAACAGCAAAUGAAGGCCCUCACUGGAUCAUUGGACUUUAUAGUAGAUACUGCAUCAGGGGAUCACCAGUUUGAGCCAUAUCUGUGGCUUCUAAAGACAUUUGGUGCUUAUGUUCUGGUGGGCUUCCCAAGUGAAGUGAAAUUUAGUCCUGCGAGUCUUUUAUUAGGUAUGAAGACUUUCUCUGGUAGUAUAACCGGUGGUACCAAAGUCACUCAAGAGAUGUUGGAGUUCUGCGCUGCAAAUAAAGUAUACCCGAAUGUAGAAGUUGUUCCAAUUGAAUAUGCAAAUGAAGCUAUUGAGAGGCUCAUUAAGAGGGAUGUGAAAUAUCGUUUUGUGAUCGACAUUGAGAAUUCCCUCAAGUGAUAUCCUUUGGAGAACAUAGUAGCCUAAAUUAGGCCAAACGUCGAACUACUGAGUAGGCUUUACAAUUUACACAUCAUAGAGCACCUUCAUGGUAUUCGAAUUUAUAGCGAAGCUAGCUUUUGAGUGGGUGGCAUGAUUUUUUUUUUUUUCUUAGAGCAUUUACACAUGAAAGCUUAUUAUGACAGGUCCUAUACGUAGUUUGCUGCCUUGUUAAAACACUACAAUAAACGAUUUUGUAUGUAUUGUGCAGAUUCAUUCGGCUAUAAUUAUACAUUACCCUUCACCCUUGAAAGUUUGA